Chaetomium globosum CBS 148.51 is the source of this 1713-nucleotide messenger RNA. RefSeq lists its product as uncharacterized. Gene Ontology annotation, molecular function: methionine-tRNA ligase activity; ATP binding. The coding region runs from base 1 to 1713 and encodes 570 amino acids. Gene Ontology annotation, biological process: methionyl-tRNA aminoacylation. Lineage: Eukaryota; Fungi; Ascomycota; Sordariomycetes; Sordariales; Chaetomiaceae. The transcript has a single exon. The record is from RefSeq and is a predicted model, not a curated record. Gene Ontology annotation, cellular component: aminoacyl-tRNA synthetase multienzyme complex; cytosol.
AUGGCCCCCGACGCCCCGAUCAUCCUUCCCCAAUCUGGCGUGCGCAAUGUGCUGGUGACCAGUGCUUUGCCGUAUGUCAACAAUGUGCCACACCUAGGAAACAUCAUCGGUUCGGUGUUAUCAGCGGACGUCUUUGCCAGAUACUGCAGGGGGCGAGGAAUCAACACGCUCUAUGUUGGAGGUGAGCAACGUCCUUCGUUUCGGCAAGUCCGUGCUGAUCUUUCAGGGACUGACGAAUACGGAACCUCGACCGAAACUCGGGCGCAAAAGGAGAAAUGCUCGCCCCGGGAGCUGUGUGACAAGUUCCACGCCGUACACGCCCAAGUGUACAAGUGGUUCAACAUCAGCUUCGACGUCUUCGGGCGCACAACAACCCAACAACACACUGACAUCACACAUCAUAUUUUCCACAAGCUGGAGAAACAUGGGUUCCUUGAGGAGCGCCCGACGCCCCAGCCAUACUGCAAUACACAUGGCUCCUUCCUUGCGGAUCGCCUGAUCGAAGGCCAGUGCCCUCUUUGCAAAUUUCCGGAUGCCCGCGGCGACCAAUGUGACGGCUGCAGUCAGCUCCUCGAGCCCAUCAACCUUGUUGGCCCACGUUGCAAGCUGGAUGGAACCAUGCCCGUCACCCACGAGACACGUCACGUUUUUUUCAAGCUCGAUAAGUUGCAGCCCCAGGUUGAGUCGAUGCUGCACAAUGUAGAAAAAAGAUGGCCGACCAACGCCAGGUCCGCUACCGCGACUUGGCUCAAGCAGGGGCUGAAACCGUUCACCAUUACGCGGGACAUUCGAUGGGGCGUUCCAGUCCCGGGGUACGACAAAGUCUUCUAUUCUUGGUUUGACGCCUGCAUCGGCUACGUCUCCAUUACGGCUUGCUACACGGACCAGUGGGAGAGGUGGUGGCGCAACCCUGAUGUCCAGCUUUACCAAUUCAUCGGGAAGGACAAUGUCGUGUUUCAUUCCGUUGUCUUCCCAGCCACCCAGAUUGGCACUGGGGACGUGUGGACCAAGGUGCAUCAUCUGUCAACGACGGAUUUCCUCACCUACGAGGGCGGAAAGUUCUCCAAGAGCCGUGGGGUUGGUGUGUUUGGGGAUUCUGUGCAGCAAACCGACGUUCCUCCGGAUGUCUGGCGGUUUUAUCUGCUGUCUUGCCGACCGGAAACUGGCGACACGGAAUUUCGCUGGGAAGGCCUCAUAGAGGUUAACAACAACCUACUCUUCAAUGGCGUCGGUGGGUUUGUGAGCCGCGUCCUCCGGUUGGUGGUUGAUGAGUAUUCCAGUGUUGUGCCAAGGUGGAGCGAGGAUUACGGCUUCGUGAAAGUCACCAACGAUCUCCUAAACCGGUACAUCAAGGAAAUGGACGGCGUCGAGCUGCGUGCAGGGCUACUCACGGCCCUUGAGAUCUCGCGAUGUGGGGACACCCUUUUGAGCGGCGACUUGCAUACACAAGAACGCGCAUCCGUUGUGGGUUUAACGGUUAACCUCGUACACCUGCUUGCCUCUCUUUUGGCUCCUUACAUGCCCGAUACGGCGGCAGCUAUCAACACCCAGCUCCAGGCUGCGCCGCUGCCACUUCCGAAAUGUUGGUGUGCCGACUCUAUCAAAAUGGGCCAUCGGGUUGCAGCAUCGGAGAACAUGUUCUUCUGGAUUGAUCCACCUCGUGCUGAAGAAUGGCGGAAAGAAUUCGGGGGUGGGGAAGACAUGUGUCGAUAG